Messenger RNA from Physella acuta, 1123 nucleotides. Its product is annotated as hydroxymethylglutaryl-CoA lyase, mitochondrial. NCBI's taxonomy places the organism in Eukaryota, Metazoa, Mollusca, Gastropoda, Physidae. The record is from RefSeq and is a predicted model, not a curated record. Gene Ontology annotation, biological process: L-leucine catabolic process; ketone body biosynthetic process. Gene Ontology annotation, molecular function: hydroxymethylglutaryl-CoA lyase activity.
UUCUAGUUUUAACAUUGAUUUUUCCAAAACAUGGCCUCUGUUAUGAGUUUUAGGAUAGGAAGAGAAAUCCUGAACAGUGGUGUAAAGCGUCUAUGCUCAAACUAUGCACCUGUCGCUUUUGCUGGUCUCCCAAGCUUUGUCAAAAUAGUUGAGGUUGGUCCCAGGGAUGGCUUGCAGAAUGAAGCUGGACUUGUUCCAACAGAGGUCAAAGUUGAAUUUAUCAACAGACUGGCAGACGCUGGGCUUACAACAAUUGAAGCUACAAGUUUUGUCUCACCCAAGUGGGUUCCUCAGAUGGCAGAUCACAACGAAGUAAUGAAAUGCUUAAAACGUCGACCUGGUGUAGUGUUCUCUGCUCUCACGCCAAAUUUAAAGGGCUUUCAGUCUGCGCUGGCCGCAGAAGUUCAAGAGGUCGCUAUAUUUGGUGCUGCGUCAGAAUCGUUUAGCAAGAAGAAUAUCAACUGCUCGAUUGAAGAAUCUGUUGAAAGGUUUAAGGAAGUUACACAGGCAGCGAGGUCAGCCAACAUUCCAGUGAGGGGGUAUGUCUCAUGCGUGCUGGGUUGUCCGUAUGAAGGUGAUGUCAAGCCAGAAAAAGUGGCCCAGGUGGCCAAGAGCCUGCUGGACAUUGGCUGUUACGAGAUAUCUCUGGGUGACACCAUUGGGGUGGGGACCCCUGGGGCCAUGAGGAAUCUGAUCUCUGUGGUGUCCAAGAUGGUGCCUAUUGACCGGCUGGCCAUACACUGUCAUGACACGUACGGUCAAGCUUUGGCCAACAUAUUAGCGGCCCUACAGAUGGGGAUAAAAAUAUUUGACAGUUCAGCUGCUGGUCUUGGCGGAUGUCCAUAUGCUAAAGGUGCCAGCGGGAAUGUCUCGACAGAAGAUGUUGUUUACAUGAUGAAUGGGCUAGCCAUUAAAACAGGUGUAGAUAUACACAAGCUGAUUGAUGCCGGCCAGUAUAUUUCUAAAGCCCUAGGAAGAAAGUCAGGGUCAAAGGUCACUCAAGCCACCAAAUCAUCACUCUAAGAAAUGUGCAAUAAACAAAAUAUUUAUUUUACUGCAUUUGGAAAACUUACCAGGCCAAGCAAACAAAAUAUCCAGUAAUAAAAUGCAUAAAUUGUAGCCA